AUGUCUCGAGUAUAUAAAAAACCAACAGUAAUUCGAGUUUUGACAAAAGAUUUACCUCCUCCAAAAUCUGCUCUCAAUCGUCCAAAAACUUCACGACCUUCUUCACUUAAUAUAAAACCUCAUAAUCUUAUUCGUCUACCUCGUAGAAGUCGUUCAAAUCCUUACCCAAAUCGUAAUCAAGAACGAAAUACUUUGAUCGAAAUUAACUUAGAAGAUAUUCGACCAUUAGAAAAAGGAAGUGAAACUCCGUCAUCCGUUUUUACUCGAGGCCGUGUCGAACCAUCGGCAGAAACAGUUUAUGUUAAUGAAAAAGAUGAAGCAAAAAAAAACAAAUCUCGAAAAAGAUGUGCAUUUACAAAAAAUACAUGCCUGUUUUGCAUGGUAGCGGCUUUUGGUCUUAUUGUUAUAAUAGCGUUAGCAGCAGCACUUGGUAUUACUGUUUCCAAUAAAAAUAAUUCUCAAAUAACUAGUACAAUGACAACAGCAACAACAACAACAGCAACUACAACCACAUCAACUACAUCAACAACUACAACAAGUACAACAACAACAACUACUAGUACAUCGACAACAUCAACAACAACUACAACAACGACAGCAACAACGACUACUACAACAACAGCAACAACAGCUACAACAACAACAGCAACAACAACAACAAAAACAACGAAAACAACAGCAACAACAACUACAGCAACAACAACCACAGCUACUACAACGACAAGUACAACUACAUCGGAAACUUCUGAUACUAUAGAAACUGAUACUAUUUCUGAUUCUGUAAUACUAUCAACUAUCAAAAGUAGUUCAACUGUCGCCGCAACGUCAGAAGCCAAUGCUAUAUCUGAUUCUAAUCUUAAACUCAAAACUAUAACUCAAUCAGAUUGGACAAUUUCAAUGUAA
Messenger RNA from Adineta steineri, 903 nucleotides. Lineage: Eukaryota; Metazoa; Rotifera; Eurotatoria; Adinetida; Adinetidae. The record is from the annotation of a GenBank genome assembly.